Molecule: messenger RNA, 3773 nt
Organism: Gossypium raimondii (Peruvian cotton)
Lineage: Eukaryota; Viridiplantae; Streptophyta; Magnoliopsida; Malvales; Malvaceae
Product: TNF receptor-associated factor homolog 1a
Exons: 13
Coding region: 215-3577 (1120 amino acids)
Molecular function (GO): protein binding
Source: RefSeq, a predicted model, not a curated record
UAAAAUUUUGCUGGGUUUUCUUGUUCCUCUUUUGCUGCUUCCCCUUUUUCUCCUUUGUCUCUCUUUCUUUCUCUCUCUAGAAUCUCAAGAGAGCUGCCAAAGCCCCCAUUUGAAACCCAAAAAAAUAAAGGAAAAAAAAUACCCUCCGUUGACUCUUUUUAUUUUCAGCAAGGGGAGCUGAAAGCGUGUAUGAGAAGGAGUUUGAAGCGUGAAGAUGGCCGGCAUUGCAAGUGAGGACUGUGGUGUAGGAAGGUAUGCUGAAGGGAUUUCAAGCGGGCAGCAUUGCCAAACAGGGGAAGCGUUGGCUGAAUGGCAGUCUUCUGAGCAGGUAGAAAAUGGAACACCUUCAACCUCGCUGCUUUACUGGGACUCUGAUGAUGGCAAUGAUGGUGGGCCAAAACCUUCUGAAUUAUAUGGGAAGUAUACAUGGAAGAUUGAGAAAUUUUCGCAGAUAAACAAAAGAGAACUUCGCAGUAAUGCGUUUGAAGUCGGUGGCUACAAGUGGUACAUUUUAAUUUAUCCACAAGGCUGUGAUGUCUGCAAUCAUCUCUCAUUGUUUCUCUGUGUUGCUAAUCAUGACAAACUUCUUCCAGGUUGGAGUCAUUUUGCACAGUUUACAAUAGCUGUUGUGAAUAAAGAUCCAAAGAAAUCAAAAUAUUCAGAUACUUUACAUCGAUUCUGGAAGAAAGAGCAUGACUGGGGGUGGAAAAAGUUUAUGGAGCUCUCAAAAGUUUAUGAUGGAUUUAUAGAAUCUGACACACUAAUAAUAAAAGCUCAAGUUCAAGUUAUCAGGGAGAAAGCAGACCGGCCUUUUCGUUGCCUUGAUUGUCAGUAUAGAAGAGAACUUGUUAGGGUAUAUUUGACAAAUGUAGAGCAAAUUUGUCGUCGUUUUUUGGAUGAUAGACGAAGCAAUCUAGGGAAGUUCAUAGAAGACAAAGCUAAGUGGUCAAGUUUUUGUACUUUCUGGUCGGGGAUUGACCAAAAUUCCAGGCGCCGAAUGUCCAGGGAGAAAAAAGAUAUGAUUUUGAAAGUAGUUGUGAAGCACUUUUUUAUAGAGAAGGAAGUUACAUCUACUUUGGUAAUGGAUUCACUCUAUAGUGGGUUGAAGGCUCUCGAAGGACAGGGCAAGGGCAAGAAAGCAAAGUCAAAAUUAUUGGAUACUGAAGAAAUGCCAGCUCCGAUUGUUCAUGUGGAGAAAGAUAUGUUUGUAUUAGUGGAUGAUGUGCUGCUACUUUUAGAAAGGGCUGCUUUGGAACCAUUACCUCCGAAAGAUGAGAAAGGUCCUCAGAACCGAACAAAGGAUGGGAAUUCUGGAGAUGAUUUCAACAAGGAUUCAAUUGAGCGUGAUGAAAGGCAUCUUACAGAAUUGGGUCGCAGGACAGUAGAAAUAUUUGUUCUUGCUCAUAUAUUCAGCAACAAGAUAGAAGUUGCCUACCAGGAAGCUGUUGCUUUGCAGAGGCAAGAAGAACUCAUUCGUGAAGAAGCUGCAUGGCUGGCUGAAAGUGAGCAGAAGACUAAACGAGGAGCAUCUGAAAAGGAGAAAAAAGCAAAGAAAAAACAGGCUAAGCAAAAGCGGAAUAAUCGUAAAAGCAAAGAUAAAGGGAGGGAGAAGGUUAUUGUAGCAGUAGAGGAGAAGCAACCAGAAAGCCACCUGGAUCAUGUAAAGGAAGUCCCUAUAAUGGUGGAGUUGCAGCAUGUGCCUGAAAAGCCUGAUGUGCUGGGUGAUGUUUCUGAUGUUUCUGACUCGGUGGACGGUGCCACUGAAGUUCUUCAGCCCGAUUCAGAAGACAGAGAUGCUAGUCCUGUCAACUGGGAUACAGAUACAUCGGAAAUUCAUCCUCCCACAGAAGCCAGUAGUAGUGGCAUAAAUGGUCUAUCAUGUGUACGGAAUGGAGUAGCCGAUAGAAGGAGCACAUUUAUAAUGGAUGAUAGUUCAUCAACGUGUUCAACAGAUUCAGUACGAUCAGUGGUAAUGAAUGGGCACUACAAAGGGAACUCAUUUUCAAACAACCAAAAUAAAAGAUCACCAAACCGAGGAAAGGACCAGCGAAGGAACACAUCAACCGAUGGCAGUGGUUGGACUGUCGAAACUAAUAGUCGGCCUUCUUGUCCUAGACUAGAUGCGGGGGAGAGCAAUGAUGUUUCUGAAAGUAGCAAGGCUGGUGAAUCCGAUUCUGUAGCUACUGUUUCCUCCUUGCCGGAUCAGACAAAGUGGGUUGAGCUGGAUUCUGUUAAAAAGGAAGAAGUUGAUUUAGAAAGACCUAAAGAGAAGACGGCUGCUAUGCCAUCCUCUCCUAGUGGCCUUCCGAGAAAUCUGUCACCUACUGUGCAGUUCAAGUCAGAGUACAGGAGUGCUGGCAAUUUGGAUUCUAUGCCAGUUAGGAAGGCAACGACAAACAGCUUGCAACAGAGUGAUCAACCUGCAUCUUCAAGUACAUCAUUUCAAAUGGCCGGUAUAUCAAAAUCCGAGAUUCAGAAGGCUGCAGCUCCAAAACCAACCGAAAAACUAAUGGCCUCACAAGUACCUGUCAUGUCAAGGCCCUCAAGUGCUCCUCUAGUUCCUGGUCCUAGGCCAACAACUCUUGUUUCUACGGUUCAAACUACUCCUUUUCUUGCUCGUUCAGUUAGUGCAGCUGGCCGUUUAGGUCCUGACCCGUCACCAGCUACUAGUUAUGUUCCUCAGUCCUACAGAAAUGCAAUAAUGGGUAACCAUGUUUCUUCUAGCUCAGCUGGUUUCACUGAUCCCAACUCCCGUAGCUCAGGAGUGAAUUCGCUGCCAGCAUACUCACAACCACCUGCCUUGGUAUCUGCACCGGUUUAUAUACCCCAUAGCCCCGAUAGGAUAGAGCCAAAUUCUGUCCAGUCGGGCUUUCCAUUUGGCAUGGUAACUAGAGAUACCUUGCCAAGUGCACCUCAAUGGUUGGAGAGUUCUCGAAGGGAUGGAAGUAGAAGUACGCACUCUGAUCCUUCAUUGCUUAGUGAGAUCCAAAAUCUUGACCUGUACAAGUCCGAACGUAAUGCAACCCAGGAACACGUCUUUGCUGAGCUUCCAGCAUGUACAUCUGGAUAUCAUUCCCAAGGUGUAUUGGCAGAUGAGUUUCCGCACCUUGAUAUAAUCAACGACUUGCUUGAUGAAGAAAACAAUGUUGGGAGAGCAGUUAGGGUAGGAACAGGGUUCCGUUCUCUUGGCAACUGUUCACAUUUAUUUCACCGGCAAUUUUCUUUUCCUUCCAAUUUGGGCAUGUCGGGUGAGAUGGGAUCCUCGAAUGGUGCAUGCAGGUUUGACCGAGCACGCAGUUUCCAUGAUGAUGGAUUCCGACAAGGUUACAGUACUUCCUCGGACAACCAUUUCGAUACCCCGAGGGAAUUUAUUCCACAUGCUAACCCCCUACCUUACGCCAAUGGACAAAUUGAUGGAUUGGUCCCAACCCAGUGGCUAACGCCUUCUUCUGAUCCAUCUUUACUCGGGAUGAGGAAUACAGAUGUUGACAGUUACCCAUACUACAACCAAGAUUAUUCUAAUCUGGCAUGCGGCAUCAAUGGCUAUACAGUAUUCCGACCUUCCAAUGGAUACUGAAAAAAGGUAACCGAAGGCCAAGUUCGUGCACGAAUUCAGUUGUUACUUAUUCGAUCCGAUAAUGUAUUUGAGGAAAAUUUAUUGGGUCUUAGGUUUGGAGUGAGUUUGUAAUCUUUUCUUUUAAGGAACACAUUUAGUAAAGAGUGUUUACGUUCUAUGCAUCAAUCAUUUAUAGCUUUAUUACAGCUUUGUUCUA